Molecule: messenger RNA, 426 nt
Organism: Limanda limanda (common dab)
Lineage: Eukaryota; Metazoa; Chordata; Actinopteri; Pleuronectiformes; Pleuronectidae
Product: lipopolysaccharide-induced tumor necrosis factor-alpha factor-like
Exons: 4
Coding region: 1-426 (141 amino acids)
Molecular function (GO): zinc ion binding
Source: RefSeq, a predicted model, not a curated record
AUGGAAAAGGGUCAGGGAGAUCCCCUGGUGAUCACAGAUCCAGCACCACCAUACCCAGGCCCCCCUGCAGGCUUUGACAUGGGAGGCUAUCAGGGAGGCCCUCCGACUGCUAUCUACUCUGUUCAACCUGCAUACCAGUACUCCCAGCAACAGCCUCAGAUCAUACACCCUGUGAAUCCGGUGGUAAUGGUGCAGCAACUGCCAACUGAGGCCCCAGCACACAUGAUGUGUCCUCGCUGCCAAACCACUGUACUCAGUGAAGUCAAGUACAUAUAUGGUUUGUGCACGUGGAUGACCUGUGGGAUACUUGGAGUCUUGAUGUGCUGGCCUUGCUGUUUCAUCCCCUUCUGUGUGGAUGCCAUUAAGGAUGUGCAGCACUCCUGCCCCGAGUGUCACACCGUCCUGCAUGUCUACCAACGCGGAUGA